CCCUGCUGGCCCCCGCGUACGCUGCACAACACAACCCUAACCUCACCUCCCUCCGCUCUCUCUCUCUCUCUCUCUCUCUUUUUCUCUCUCUCUCUCUGAGUGUGCUGCUGCACUGCCAUCCACGCAAUUGCAAAUGGGAGUUACACCGGCGAUUCCACUGGCCUGGCGGUGAUCGGCAUUGCUGUUUUUGGAGAAUUUAUGAAUGCAGAGCACAAUCCUCUUGUGAUGCCGAACUUCCAAUAAAGAUGGUAGAUAGGUUCAUUUGACAAAGAUUGGUGAAGUGUGGGAUACCAUGCCAGUCACAGACAAGCAAAAUCCCUUCCCACUGAAGAAAGUAGCUUUGAGAGAGCUUCCCAAUGAAUCUAAGAACAUCAUUACUACCCCACCACGGAACAAUCUACCUUUAAAAAGCAAAGGAGUAAGCCCAGAAUCUACGAAAAUAAUUGGGACCAAACGGCAAACUCCUGAUAAUCCCACUAGUCCUUCCACCUAUCAGCAAAGCAAUACUAGUGCAAACAGGCAUCUUGUUUAUGUGCGUCGAAAGCUCGAAAAUGAGCAAGGCAAGAUAAGCACUUGCACCAAUGUGGAAAGUGUAGAUUCUCCUGAAUCAAAGAUAAUAAGAAAAGAUGGAAAAGCAGAACAAAACUUACAGAAUGAUCAGAGAGAUGAACCCAAAGUGGCAUCUUUCCCUGUAUUGUGGCCCCUGCAAAACUCAAUGUUUACUACAGGAGCUCCUGUUCAAGCUGAUCCACCGAGACCGAGCAAUCAAGAUUGGAAAGAAAGGUUUAUUCAUCUUCAGAUUUUCUUGAAGAAUUGCGACCAGUCAAGUCAGGAGGAUUAUAUUCGAAUGCUUAGAUCUCUAUCAGCAGCUGGUCGAAGUAAGCAUGCUGUUGAGUUGGAGAAACGAGCAAUACAGCUCUUGUUGGAGGAAGGGAAGGAGUUGCAUAGGAUGAAAGUUCUGAAUGUUUUGGGAAAAGCCUCGCCGAAGGAUCAUUUGACAGUGUCUCCACAGACCUCUUCGAUACAUCCUUAUUUCCAGCAAUGAAACGGUAAAAUUCUUGAUCUAAUGUGCUAUGCAAAUGGAUAGUUGGGCAAAGGUACGUAUUAGCUGUAUGUUUUCAGGGCAUGAGACUGCCCUACUGUUUUGGACUAUUUUUUGUGGUGUAGAAUCUGAAUGCGCCUAAACUGUCUCUGCUUAGAGAUAUGUGAACUCCUUUGUACCGCAAUUGUAUCUAUGUAUCUUUAAUUUAUCCAGUCAAAGAGAAGGUGCAAACUUGAAUAUGUUUAAUGCUUAACUGUAGUUGUCCUUUCACUAAUCUAGUUUGUUUAUGCCGUA
Molecule: messenger RNA, 1336 nt
Organism: Ananas comosus (pineapple)
Lineage: Eukaryota; Viridiplantae; Streptophyta; Magnoliopsida; Poales; Bromeliaceae
Exons: 5
Coding region: 293-1045 (250 amino acids)
Source: RefSeq, a predicted model, not a curated record